Messenger RNA from Candidula unifasciata, 1362 nucleotides. The record is from the annotation of a GenBank genome assembly. NCBI's taxonomy places the organism in Eukaryota, Metazoa, Mollusca, Gastropoda, Stylommatophora, Geomitridae.
GUAACGUUGGCAGACUUUCAGUCGGAAACAGGGAGCAUCAUCAACUGGGUGGAGCAGUUGUCCUAUCUCUUCAACCAGGCCGUGAUAACACCGAACACCAGGAUCGUUGUCCAGCGACGAGAGUAUUUCCAGAACAUGACCACCAUUCUUGCCUCGCUGCCAGAGUCUGAUCGGAAUCGGAUGCUUCACAAUUACCUUAUCUGGCGGGUCGUUGAGAUGUACGCUGAGGAUCUUUCAUGGGAAUAUAUCCACGCAAACAGAGAGCUCUAUGCUGAUCUUCAUAAAAGACAAGCAUUUUUAGGGCUGUAUCGAUACUGCUUCUCACAGACCACGUACUAUUACGCUGAUGGCCUUAGUUCAUUGUAUGUGAAUGAACAUUUUGCAGACGAAAGUAAACAAACGGUGUCAGACAUCACAGACAACAUCAAACUGGCCCUGCAGACACAACUGGACAAGACGCCCUGGAUGGACCAGGAGACUAAGCAGUACGCCAAAGAGAAACUGGACCAUGUGACCUUCAAGAUGGGCUACCCAGACUGGAUGGCUAACAGAGCAGCGGUUGAUGACGUGUACAACUUACUGACUGUCAAUGUGUCGGACUACUUCGGUAACUUGCUCAGUACAAACAAAUUUGAGCAGGCGCAGUGGAACGACUGGCUGGUCAAUGGAGAGAACAGAGAGGAGUGGGUCUUUCCUGUCUUCUCAACUGUUAUUGGAGUCUUCUGGUACUGGAAUGAGGUCAUUGCUCCAGCAGGUAUACUCCAGCUCCCUAUCUAUCACAGAAGUCAGCCUCACCACACGACGUUUGGAUCUCUGGGCUCAAUAUUGGGACGAUUUCUACACCAUAUCGUCGAUGAAUGGGGCAAAUCUUACGACAAGAACGGCCACUACAUGGCUCCUGAGACCUGGUGGAGUAAUUCUUCUUUAGAAGCGUAUAAAACCAUAAAGGAAUGCGUGCUUGAUGUGUAUACAAAUGUAAGCAGGGAUUAUCUAUUCCCCAAUGGCGUUACCAAACCUAUUCGAAUCAAAGCAAAAUACUACACACCCAUUGCAAUCUCCUGGACCAAUGGCAUUCGAUUAGCUCAAAUCGGCUAUGCUGAUUGGCUCAAAUCUAAGGGAAUUGUAGAGAAAAUGCUUCCGGGAGUUGGGCUGACCAAUGAACAGAUGAUUUACGUUGCACAUGCGCAGACAUUUUGCUAUGCCAGGGAUGCGAAGAGUGCCUAUCUCUACGCAUCAUGGGGAAGGGUUGAAGAGGAUAUACAAGUAAAUAUGGCAUUAGGACAAAUGCAAGAAUUCUCAGACGCAUUUCAUUGUAAGCCAGGAUCUAAAAUGAAUCAUCCGAAAAAAUGUGAUUAUUACUAG